Molecule: messenger RNA, 1426 nt
Organism: Centrocercus urophasianus (Greater sage-grouse)
Lineage: Eukaryota; Metazoa; Chordata; Aves; Galliformes; Phasianidae
Gene: TPRA1
Product: transmembrane protein adipocyte associated 1
Exons: 11
Coding region: 200-1342 (380 amino acids)
Biological process (GO): G protein-coupled receptor signaling pathway
Cellular component (GO): plasma membrane
Molecular function (GO): G protein-coupled receptor activity
Source: RefSeq, a predicted model, not a curated record
UAGCCGGAAAGGCUGCGCUUUGCUGCUCCUGCCGCACGCAGCUGUCUGUCCGCCCUCUUGCGCGGCGCUCCCCGGCCGAGUGGAGCGGCGGUGCGGGGCCUGGCAUGGCGGGUGUGGGUCCCUGCGACUGAGCGCCGCCUGCAGGAAGGCCGGGCCGGGAGGGCUGCGUCUUGCGGCGGGAGGCAGGAUAUUCCAGUCCAUGAUGUCCAUGAUGAGAUUCUCCUUGUCUGACAACAUCACAAGUUCUACUGCCCUGGUGACAGCACUGGAUAAUGUGACAACUUUGUCUCCAACGACAGCACAGGCAAUCAAUGGCACGAACAUCACGGUGCCACACAAAUGCCUGCUGUUGCUUUAUGAGGACAUUGGGAAGUCCAGAGUCCGCUACUGGGAUCUUUUGCUCCUGGUUCCCAAUGUGCUUUUCUUUAUGUUUCUUCUCUGGAAGCUGCCCUCUGCCAGGGCCAAAAUCCGGGUCACUUCCAGCCCUAUCUUCACUACAUUCUACAUACUAGUGUUUGUGGUGGCUUUAGUUGGUAUUGCCCGUGCUGUUGUCUCCAUGACUGUGAGUGCCUCUGAUGCUGCCACAGUUGCUGAUAAGAUCCUGUGGGAGAUCACAAGGUUCUUCCUUCUGGCGAUUGAGCUGAGCGUGGUGAUUCUAGGCCUUGCCUUUGGUCAUCUGGAGAGCAAGUCGAGUGUGAAGCGUGUUCUGGCAAUCACUACAGUGCUGUCUCUAGCAUAUUCUGUCACCCAGGGGACCUUGGAAAUCCUCUACCCUGAUGCUCACCUCUCAGCUGAAGACUUCAACAUCUAUGGCCAUGGAGGGAGACACUUCUGGCUUGCCAGCUCUUGUUUCUUCUUUCUGGUCUAUUCCUUUGUGGUGAUUCUUCCAAAAACUCCUCUUAAAGACCGGAUUUCUCUGCCCUCCAGGAAGAGUUUUUAUGUUUACGCUGGGAUCCUGGCAGUGCUGAAUCUGGUGCAGGGUUUGGGCAGUGCCCUUCUCUGUGUGGAUAUCAUAGAAGGACUGUGCUGUGUUGAUGCUACUACAUUCCUUUACUUCAGCUUCUUUGCACCUCUCAUCUAUGUGGCAUUCCUGAAAGGCUUCUUUGGGUCUGAGCCGAAGAUCCUUUUCUCCUACAAGUGUCAGUUGGAUGAACCUGAAGAUGUGGAUGUGCACCUACCCCAUGCUUAUGCUGUUGCCAAGAAGGAAGGAAUGGAUUCUGGGUUCUACUCAAGCACUCAGAUUGAUACCACAGCCUACCUGGAUGACGUGGCCUCUAUGCCAUAUCACGUGGGCAGCAUCAACAGCAUAGACAGCGAUCGUUGGAAAGCUAUCAAUGCCUGAGGCAGGGCUCCCCCCUGCACCUUAUGAACUCCCUGAUGCUGAGGAUGUUAGGAUAUCCACUGGAAAUCUGUUCAUCGCUAUCUG